Cryptococcus wingfieldii CBS 7118 is the source of this 708-nucleotide messenger RNA. RefSeq lists its product as hypothetical. The record is from RefSeq and is a predicted model, not a curated record. The transcript has a single exon. NCBI's taxonomy places the organism in Eukaryota, Fungi, Basidiomycota, Tremellomycetes, Tremellales, Cryptococcaceae. Bases 1 to 708 code for a protein of 235 amino acids.
AUGUCGUCACACAAUAGAGGAGAUGAUGAUGGCACGGCAGACGACCUCGUAAACAACAUGUCAAACUUUGCUAUGGACUAUGACUACGGCGACGAUAUCACCUCCCGUAUGGCCUCAGCCAAUAUGGGCGAGUCUUCCGCUGGUCCCUCGAGAGGUAAAGGGAAAGGUAUAUUCCUCGGAGAGGAGUCUCAGUCUUUGUAUGGGGGCUACGGGGUACCCAAAGCACCUGAGCUCCCUGGAUCAGCACUUAUGGCUGGAUAUAAUGAUUAUCAACCUGAUGGCCAUGAGUAUGAUGGCGGCGAGUACAUUUAUGAUAACGACAGGGAUGACAACACCGCCUUCAUCCCUAUCUCAACCGAGCCUGAAAACUACAAUGAACAAGACGAAGCCUCCGGCGCCCCUUCUCCACCUCCUCCUAUCUCAGCACCCGAUCCAAGCGGCUACUUUUUCUACGCACCCACUGCUCGUGCUGAGGACGUUGGCCUGACCCCGGAAGAGUACAUUGCUCGCAAUAGCAAGCAGGCAACGUCUCGCAGAAACAGUUAUACAUCAUCGGCAGGUGGAUCGAGGAGUAGGAGAGGAAGUGAGGAGGUAGGGAGAGACCAUACGGGGAGUGGUGUGAGGAAGAAGCCGAAGAGUAAAGGGACGGGAGGUUCUACGCGUAGUUAUAGGUCGCGAGAGUGGAAUCCGGGCGAUGACGAGGAGUAG